AUGGCUGAAACUGGUGGUUCUUCGACUACCAUCCCGGACCCGGAGGAGAACAUCGACGCCGUCUCCGCCGCAGGCAACGCUGCUGACAACAAAGAAACCCCCAAGGCGCGCCGGAAUCGGAUGCGGAUGAUCGCGGAGAGGAAGCGCCGUAGUCGGCUGAGGAAUUACUUCGGCGAGCUGCAGGAGCUCGUGCCCCACGUCACUGACAAGAGUGACAAGGGGACCUUAGUGGGACAGGCGAUCGACUACAUCCAGUCGCUAGAGAAGAUGAAGGCCAUGCUGGAGAAGCGCAAGCAGGAGCUGGCACUCGCGCGGCAGGUGGCCGCUGAACGGGCGGCCUCCUCCUCGUCGGCGCCACCGCAGACCGCCCAGGGGAUGGCGGGAGCGGCCAUGUUUUCAUACGUCCCAGAUGGCUGCCAUGAUGUGCCGGCGCCACCGCUGCAGCCACUUGCUGCGGCCGUGGCAAUGUCUGCGGACGUCCCGCAGCCGCUGCCGCUGCAGCAGCCUCUUGCUGCAGCGGUGCCAGCGCCACCGCAGCUCCCCAUGGCGGCCCCGGGGCAAGUCGGAUUCCAGAAACAUGCUUUUGGAAUUGACGUAACAAACUACUCAAGCCAAUCACUAAGAGAACUUGCUUAUUUGCAUGAGGUGACUAGAAUGGGCGGAGAGAAUCCUUCACCAGAGGAAGUGUACAAGCCAGCUAUGUCGGAGAUCCUGCUAUCGCUCAACACCAACUAG
Messenger RNA from Miscanthus lutarioriparius, 735 nucleotides. The record is from the annotation of a GenBank genome assembly. NCBI's taxonomy places the organism in Eukaryota, Viridiplantae, Streptophyta, Magnoliopsida, Poales, Poaceae.